AUGAGCAUUCCGUCGAGUGUAAUUGUGCAUCCCGAGGAUGUAUCCUCGCCCUCGCUGGCAGAGGAGCUUAUCUCUCCAGUGACAACAGAUUCAAUGGUAACGGUGCCGCUAUCAGAUCGACAAUCGUUUUUCGAAGGCACAUCUAUCGAGUUCAAUAGUCCUACAACACCGGUCGACGAGAGGGCGGACGAAGCUUCUAUCAUGGAAAAUGCAAGAGAAGUGGAUCUGACACCAAAGAGCGAGCUUGCUGGUAAGGCGGACGAGACAUCAUCUGCACCCAGAGAGAUGAAACGUCAGUCGACUACAUCGAUUGAAGCAGCGCCAAAUACACAAGAAGGAUAUGAAUCGUCAUCCUCUACGGAAAGCGCCGGAGAAGUCGACUGGGAAAAAUUGGAUAAAUCGGAGGAGCAACAACCGCGGACACAAGGGACAGAUGAGUCCACGGCGUUGUUACUGGCCCGUCUAGAGCAAGAGAAUAAUGCUCUUGCCACGAAUCCGAAAUCAGGGCUUGCAAAGAAAGCCCAACGACAAUCCCGCCCACCUUCAAUUCAGCAAUUGAGAAGACUCGUCAAUGACCCACGAGCAUCUCUGCGGUACUCUCAAUUACAGCCGCCACCCAUGACUGAGCUUGAAUUCUGGGCUGCUUUGGUCGCCGAUUACCCUUCGACGGCGCAAAGAUUGCCUACAUUAACAUCGCACAAGAUUCGCGCUGGAGUUCCUCCGCCACUACGUGGAGUAGUCUGGCCUAGUAUUGCUGGAGCUAGGGAUACACUAUUGAUCGAAGAGUUUGGACGGUUAUGUGGUGAAACGAGCCCCUACGAAGGUCUGAUCGGCAAGGAUAUUGGUCGCAGCUUUCCGAAUGUCGAGAUGUUUCGUGAUCCUAAUGGGGAAGGCCAACAGAUGUUGGGUAGAGUUCUGAAAUGCUUCAGUCUGUACGAUACGAAGAUAGGGUACUGCCAAGGACUUGGAUUUGUGGUUGGCCCUCUGUUGAUGCACAUGACGGAUGCAGAGUCUUUUUGCGUCCUGAUUAGGCUCAUGGAACACUACGACUUGCGCUCAUGCUUCUUACCGGACCUUUCAGGUCUACAUUUGCGCAUCUACCAAUUCCAGAACCUCCUCUCGCGCCAUCUACCAGCGUUGUUCGCCCACCUUCAGUCUCUGAACAUCGAGCCGAUCUAUGUCUCGCAAUGGUUCCUUUCAUUCUUCGCAGUCACAUGCCCACUACCGAUGCUGCUUCGUAUAUACGAUGUGCUGCUAUUGGAAGGAGCUUCCGAGACAUUGAUGAGAGUUGCACUGUCACUCAUGCAGCGUAAUGAAAAGAAGAUCAUGGGGUUUACCGAGUUCGAGGAUGUGUUGCAGUUCCUAUUGUCUCGAAGCUUAUGGGAUACCUAUGCGUUCAAUGCUGAUGACCUGGUCAAUGACUUUGUUUCUUUGACGCCUCUUGUCUCUAGAGAAAGUCUCCGAGCCUUAGAGGCAAGCUAUAGCCAAUCUCAGGGUGUGCCAACGGGAAUCUCGUUCCCUCAGAUGCAAGCUACAGCUUCUCGGUUUCUCGGUCGACUGUGGGCUGGCUCACACAAAUCACUGAAUCUCCCAUCUGGACGGCCCGAAAGUACAAUUAGACGCUCGCCGUCCAAGCAGAGUAUGGCAUCCACAUUGAACUCGAUGGAGACGUCCGUUUCCGACGCCAGCACUGCUCCUACAGAAGUUUCUAUAGGCGGAGAUCAGAAAGUGCGUGCAAAGUCGGCGAUAUCACAUAGAGAUCGAGACUUGCAUAGCCAAAUUGAAGACCUUCUUACAGCUUUGAGCGACAUGCAGCGUGAACAAGCAGAUCUGGUUAGAGAUUUGCAGCGAGAACGAGAAGAACGAGAGGAAGACCGAGAGAUCUCGAGAGCGUUGUUAAACCAUCUCAAGCAAUCAGAGACGACGGAGGAUGCCGAAGAGCUUGUUAGCAAAGCUGAGGAGCGGUUCUCGACAGCUAGCAAACGAGACUCGAUCUUACAGACGAAACAUCAGCUCAGAGACGAGGUGGGCAGAUGGAAAGAAAAGCAUGAGAUGGAAGUGGCUCGAUGCAUUGAUCUUAGUAGACAACUUGACGAGCACGAACACGAAAAUUCUCGUUUGAAAGAGGAAUUGCGGGAAGCCCGAUCACGCAUUCAGGAUGGAUACCGGGAGAAACAAAGAUUGGAACGAGUAGUUCAAGAUCUUCGUUCACGCAAAAGCACAUCUGGCGACCACAGUAGCCAAGACAGCUCGGGCACGACUAGUGAAAAUGAAUCAUGGCCUACUCCAUCUAGUGGUCUACGUGAAUUCAAACUAGGGCGGACCAAUUCAAAAACAGAAACGACAAGAUUCCCCAAACGGUCUAGCAGCUUGGGCGUACAAAGUCUGGUCGGAUCAACGAUAGAACCCGAUAAUAGGGCGUCUACUACGUCCGGAUCAGAGGACUCGCUAUUACUAGAGCUUGUCACUGCCAAGACGGCAGAAGCAGUAGCCAAGCAAGAAUUAGAAGAGGUGAAAGCCAAGCUGGACUCUCUUCGGAGGUUGAUGAAUGGACACUCUCGAGUCAAGACGUCGACUGGGGAGCUGAAUUUUUCAGCAACAGCUACCAAAUUAAUGCCCGAAACAGUCAAGGCGGCCCCAACCGGGGGUGGAUUUUUUGGCUGGGGGAGAAGAAGUGCGUCAACAGCCGGUGUAACGGAGAAGUGA
Talaromyces stipitatus ATCC 10500 is the source of this 2706-nucleotide messenger RNA. RefSeq names its product GTPase activating protein (Evi5), putative. The record is from RefSeq and is a predicted model, not a curated record. NCBI's taxonomy places the organism in Eukaryota, Fungi, Ascomycota, Eurotiomycetes, Eurotiales, Trichocomaceae. The transcript has 3 exons. Bases 1 to 2706 code for a protein of 901 amino acids.